Meloidogyne enterolobii is the source of this 706-nucleotide messenger RNA. The record is from the annotation of a GenBank genome assembly. Lineage: Eukaryota; Metazoa; Nematoda; Chromadorea; Rhabditida; Meloidogynidae.
UUCUUUUCUAUUUUCUCAAAAUAUUCUUUUACCUAUUGCUUUGUUUGGUGCCGGUAGUGCUUUGUGUACUCUAAAUUCAGAAAUAUUACAUCCAUUUUCUGUUUCUUUAUUUGGAGCGUCUUUAGCAAUUAUUUGGCCGGCUACUUGGUUCCAAUUUAUUGGCGAAUUAAAUUAUAACAACAUAAAAACAAUAAAUAACCAAAUAUCAACAUUAAUAACAAUAAUAUUAAUUUCUUCACAUUCUGGCCCAUUCAUUUUUCCGUUUAUUUUAACACAAAUUUAUAUAAUUUAUGGAGGUCCAGAACUUUUUACUUCAAUAGAAUUAUUUUUUAUAUUUUUAAUGGUUAUUGCUUUUGUUUGUAUUUUAAAUAUUCGGGCUAAUCAGCAGCAAUCUGGAAGUAACGAAAAUAUAAAUUGUUUUUAAAUAUAUUCUACUUUCUCUUUUUAACAAGCUCUUUCCUAACUAGAAAGUUUAAUUAGGAGUUUGGCUAAAUUAAAAAUUAGUUUGCAGGCCCCAUAUUGGAUAAGUUAGGUUAAGAAAGGGUUAUGUUUUAUGGCGUAUUCACUAGGGAUGGAUUUUUUUCCGCUUCCGUCUUCCCCCUACUUCCAUCUUUUUUUGGGUCUUCCGUCUUUCGCUUUUUUAUGUUCUUCCGCCUUCUGCUUUUUAAAAUACAAAAUUAUUCGUCCUUGGUCCAUCCUUAGUAUA